AUGAUUAAUAAAUAUGGUGGAACUUACAGCAGUUUGGCUAAAGAGUGCAUUAAAGAGCUAAAUGCUGAAUGUGAAAAAUUUGAAGCCGAACAAGCCCAACUCAAUGUAGAAGCUACUACAUUCCCUCAACUCCGAUCAAAUGCUGAUUGCUGCAGCGUUAAAGAGCACAUGAAGGAUUGGUGUGAUGACUACUUAGGGAAAAGAAGUGUCGACUGCGAUAUAAAGGGCCCACUUGAUCCACCGACUACGGGCUAUGGGGGUUAUAUUCCGAAAGCAGUAGCUGCAAAUAUGGACUGUGGUCACACAUUUCAUGAUGGAGCCAAAAAAUGCCUAGCUAAUUUUCGCACGGAAAAUUUAAAUCACUUUGCAAGGCUUAAAAACCCCGUAGACCCAUCUUCAAUUAAUUCGAAAGAAAUCGGAAAGCAAGAAAAUGGUGUAAAUGACGACCCUUGCAACAAUCGGAUUUUCCGCAAAAGUGGAAUGAUACCUCACUACGCCGGCCACAUACACGGUCCACCAUUGGUAAAUGAUUGCGACUUGGUUAGCCAAUGGAUGAUUGUUGGUGAACCAACACUGAGUCAUAUUCAACAACUCUACCAAAUCUCCUUUACUUGCCCAGUUCUUGACUUUGCCUCGUUUUAUAUUGACCAAGUUAAAGAUAGUGAAAAUGCCAAUGUGCACAAUACCAUUGCUGGCACAUCUGUGGUUGUUCAGAGAAAGACUUUCCUCAGAGGUUUGCUAGCUUACCUCCUCAAUUCCGGCUGGAGGAGAAUUGCCUUGUUGUAUGAAUUUGGUGCUAAUCAAGAUGAUAUUCCUGAGAUGUUUGAUACUAUUUCAGUAACUCUCAACGUCUAUCGCACUGAUCAGGUUUUUGCAAUUGUUAAAACUCAGAGCAUUUGGCCUAGUAUGAACUUCACAGAGUUGCUAUAUCCUAUUCAGAAUAAAUUAGAUGCUGUACUUCUUUUUGCACAGCCUAUGCUUGCAGCAAAGUUUCUCCUUGCGAUUCGGAAUUUAUCGCAAAUACUGCAGGGGAGAAUAGCAAUCAUGUAUACAAAUCCUACUGAUAUGUAUACGUAUGAUUCUUUACACUCUUGGAAGUCCAUUCUCGCUAACAACAACCCACUACUGGCCUCUGGGCUUUCGCUGAUUAUCCAAACUGCUUUACCUAGGGGUACCACUUAUGACUCAGAAUCCUCACUUUAUAAUGAGGAUAUCAAUUUGUCUAUAGCCCAUGCAGCGGCAUUAGCAGUAAAACUUGCUCAUCUUAAUCAAAAUCCUAUAACAGGUGACAUUCAUCCAAAUUCGGGGCUUUUUGAACCGCUUCAAGAUCUGGAUGAACUAUAUGUUCCAACCCUACCCAACAUCACAUUUUUCUACAAAACCGGAGAGGGACAGGAUUUGCGAGGCAUAUACGAUCUCAUCUAUUUUACCGUCAAGCCAAAUGCCACACACAAAAAGCAUCUGGAUAUAUCGAAUGCUCGAUUUGCUGACGUUUUUGAGUUGAUUGCUAUUUUGAGAUAUCCUUUGAUAUUACCUCAGAAAAUGGGUGAUAUGCAAUGGCUCGGAGAUGGUGAAGGGCCAUUAAAAACUCACUGUCUAGUUGCUGACUGUGGGUUCGAAUCAAUACAGAUCGCUUUACAGAUAUUUGCCCUUGGAUGUUUAGUAGCAUUUAUCGCAUACUUAUGCUUUGAAUUCAUAUGUCGACCGUUGAAGAGUAAAUCACGAAAUAUUAAUUGUCAGAAGCUAGUGUACCUUGAAGAUGAUUUGGAGUUUAGAGCACUCGAGGAAGAGACUCUAUCAACGUGGCAUAAUAGCCCUAUGGAAAGUUCUAGAGUGUCGUUGCAGAUGUCACCACGAUUAAAAGUUCGCUCUUCGCUUAAUGCUCUUCCUUCUUAUUCUCCUGAGGCACCCUCCAUCGGAUCGAUGAGCUGGAGAUCAACAAUUGCAGCAAAUCAUGCUGAAAACAUUGCAUGGUUAAAUGGUGUUCCAAUGUAUGUAAAGUCAUUGAACAUAUCUUGUGCUUUAAUUCACUCUAAACUAUUCGAAUACCUCGCCGGACUACGAGAAAUGCGGCAUGAGAAUAUCAAUCCCUUUAUUGGCGCGAAACUCACUCUAGAGAAGGUAUGGACAGCGCCUGAACUCCUCCGUAACAAUGAGGCUGCUCUUUAUGGUACCAAACCUGGAGAUGUCUAUUCCUUUGCUAUUGUAAUGCAUGAAGUCUUCUACCAGUGCAAACCUUAUGGACCAGGUUCUUUUUUCCCGAAAGAAAUAAUCGAACGCGUUGCAAACGUAGAAACACCGCCUUUCCGACCAACAGUAAGAAAGCACAAUUUGGUUAUCCCAGAUGUCAUUAAACAGUAUGGCCAAUAG
Molecule: messenger RNA, 2370 nt
Organism: Rodentolepis nana
Lineage: Eukaryota; Metazoa; Platyhelminthes; Cestoda; Cyclophyllidea; Hymenolepididae
Source: the annotation of a GenBank genome assembly